AUGCAUUCAAUAGAUUACCCACCUGCUUCAAGAUCGAUCCAAACACUGACGUUGACCGAAAAAUUAUUAAAAAUUGGUCGUAAUACUCCUUGUGCAGCAGAUGUUCAUUCGGGGAGUAUAUGUCCAUGUCUUGGUUGGAAACCUAAAAAAGAUAAAAAAGAUAUUAAAGAUCGAGCAGAUUUAUGUCAGUGUAACCAUCGGGUUAGUUUGCAUGGCGAGAGUCAAUUGACUUCAGAUGAAGCAUUUAAAGCACGUUUAGAAAUAGCAAUGGAAAUUGAUACAAUUUUAGAAUCAAAGAAUAAAUUAUUAGAUUUUGAUUAUGAGGAUGAUGAAUUGUUAAAUUUAAGAAGAAAACUCGUUGCAGUAGGAGAAAAUUCCUCCAAUUCAAAAAAACGAAAGUUAAAUGAUGAACGUGAGAAUGGUCCUAAUGCGCGUAAAACUAAAAUCGAUGAAUUUACAAUACCUGAUAAACCAGCGAUGAUUGAAGAACGUCAAGGCAUUAUUAAAAAGGAAAUAUUAACCAAUGAUGGCAAAAGUUCAAAAAACCUUGUUCUUCUAACAGGAUUGAAAAAUCUAAUUAAAAUUCAAUUGCCUAAUAUGCCACCAGAAUAUAUAACACGACUCGUCUAUGACAAUCGUCAUUAUUCUUUAACAUUUGUCAAAGAUGGGAAUCGAGUUGUUGGUGGGAUAACUUAUCGAUUAUUUCCAGAUAAUCAAUUAGCAGAAAUUGUAUUUUGCGUUGUUAGUUCUACUGAACAAGCGAAGGGAUAUGGUUCACAUUUAAUGAAUCAUUUGAAGGAUCAUCUUAAAGAUAAAGAAGGAAUUAAACAUUUAAUGACUUAUGCUGAUAAUCACGCCAUGGGAUUUUUCAAAAAAAAUGGAUUCACAACUGAUAUCACUCUCGAUAGAUCUUUAUGGAUGAGCUUCAUUAAAGAUUAUGAUGAAGCAACAAUCAUGCAGUGCACGAUGAUCGAGAAGGUGGAAUAUUUAAAAUUGCACGAAACUCUCGCUAGGCAAAGGAAGGCAAUUAGGGACAAAAUUGCUGAGCGAAGAAAAAACACCCCACGUUAUCAGGGAUUAGAUAUUUUUAAGAACGGGGCUGAAUCCGGCUGGAAUGAAGAAAUGGAAGCUCGUGCUCGCGGUAAUAAAAAAUCCAUACGUAAUAUUAUGGCGAAUAUUACCAGCGAACUUAAGAAAAAUCCUAAAUCUUGGCCAUUUCGAAAUGCUGUCAGUCAUGAUGAAGUGCCCGAUUAUUAUAAUGUUAUUAAAAAUCCAAUGGAUCUUUCGAAAAUUGAAAAGAAAGUAGAAAGUAAUUGUUACAAAUCCAUCGAUGAUUAUAUUUCCGACAUAAAAACUAUAUUUAGUAAUUGUCGUCUUUACAACGCCGAAGGGACGAUAUAUGUGAAGUGUGCUGCUGGUCUUGAAAAAUAUUUUAUCGAGAGAUUAAAAUUUUAUGAUGUCCCAUUUACCGGAUCAAAGAAGUGA
Messenger RNA from Diversispora eburnea, 1485 nucleotides. NCBI's taxonomy places the organism in Eukaryota, Fungi, Glomeromycota, Glomeromycetes, Diversisporales, Diversisporaceae. The record is from the annotation of a GenBank genome assembly.